Molecule: messenger RNA, 1034 nt
Organism: Xenia sp. Carnegie-2017
Lineage: Eukaryota; Metazoa; Cnidaria; Anthozoa; Malacalcyonacea; Xeniidae
Product: cold shock domain-containing protein C2-like
Exons: 4
Coding region: 117-521 (134 amino acids)
Biological process (GO): regulation of mRNA stability
Cellular component (GO): cytoplasm
Molecular function (GO): mRNA 3'-UTR binding
Source: RefSeq, a predicted model, not a curated record
GCACGCGUGCGUAUAAAUGUUCUUUCUGAUCAACAACUGCGAUCUAUCGAAGUGUCUUUUUAUUUCUCGAAAGUGUACAUUUAUUGACGUUUAAGCCAGCAGAUACAAUAUAUGCAAUGACAUCAAGUCCCGAAAAAGAGCAAAAAUUAGCCAAAGGAUCCGAGAAAGAAGACAGUCAUUUUCUAGUGCCAAGUCCUAUACCUACCAGGAGAACACGCACCACAUCUCAGUCUAGUCUUGCUGCCGAUUCACCAUUGGAACAUGGUACAUGCAAGAGAUUUUGUCGUGAACGAGGUCAUGGCUUCAUCACUCCGGAUGAGGGAGAAAAACGAGAUAUCUUUGUGCACAUUUCAGAUAUUGAAGGCGAAUUUGUUCUCAAGGCUGGAGAUCGAGUGAAAUAUCGUACUGUACCCUUGCCACCAAAAUGUACAGAAAAACAAGCGGUACAUGUUGUUAUUACAAAUGCAAAAGGACCUCAUGACACUUGGACUCCAUUGUCUCACUCUAACAUGUCGUUUUGAACUUGACCAUGUAAAAUUCUUGAUGAUCUCCGUAAUAAUUGAUUUCAGAACCAUCACUGAUCUUUGAGCUUAUGUGGGGGCUCCUCCAUUGUAAUGAACGAAUAAUUUUGAUUGUAAUUGACUAUAAACAUAUUGAUUAGUUUUAACAUUGAAAGGUAAAACUGAAAUAACACUUGACAGCAAUAUUUUAUGAUAUUUAAUUACUUUCAUGGCAUGCAUUAUUGAAGGAAUAAAGAUUUCCUCGAAUACUGGCCAAUGGCCAAACACUAUGAAUGCUAAUAUAUUUUUGUGUUCAUGUUCCAGGCUAGUGUUUAGUUGUUUUUGUGAAAAGUUUAGUUUUCGAGAACUUCAACCUUCAAACAUGUAUGCUUGAAUAGUGAAACUGAUGUCUUAUGAAGAAAAACUUGUCAUUUAUGUAAAAUUGAAGCCAUGGUUUCAUGACUUGCAGUUGGAAAGUUUGAUGAAAUGAAAUAUUUUUGAAUACUCUAUUAAAAAAUGAAUUAAAAAAAUAAA